CCACGCAUGCGCAAAAGACAGGUGCGCGGCUGGGCUCCAGCAGCAGCAGCAGCAGCAUCCGCAGCAGGGAAGCACCGCCAGCCAGGCUUGCGGCCCAGUCGAGAGCCCAAGUGGUCCUGCUCCGAGUCCUGGCAGGCGGUCGCCAUAGCAACGCUGGCGGCCGGAAGAACUCCUCCUCGGCGGCCCCCUCCAUCUCUGGCUCAGUCUCUCUGGGGCUCCUGAGGAGCUGCGGAAGAUGGCGGACGGCGGGGCAAGCCCAGGGCGGCGGCAGGAGGAGGAGGAGGAAGGGGACGAUGGCGACGACGAGGAGGAGGAGGAGGAGAAGGAGGCAGGCCCCAGCGGAGGGCGGCGGGGGAAGGGGCCCCGGGGAAGAGGCCGCCCGCCCAGCGUCCGGGACCUGCAGCUGGCGCUGGCUGGAUUGUAUGAAGAUGAAAUGAAAAGACAACCACUUCAUUCUGAAAAAUCAGCAACUAGAGUAGCCAGUCACCCAGGAUUACCAGUGCAAAGAAGCUUGAAAAAACCUGAAAGAAGUAUGAGUGAUGACAAGAAUAACCAAAGAUUUUACUUAGGUGAUUCAGAUUGCAGAAAUGCUGAACCAUCUAAUAUAAUUUCCAGUAAAAUUGUUGAUGAGCUUUUCAAAGAAGCAAGAGAACAUGGGGCAGUCCCUUUAAAUGAAGUAUCAAGAGCCUCAGGAGAUUGUCAUAAAGCUAAAUCAUUUUCUGGUGGUGGAUACAGAUUGGGGGACUCUACUUGGAAGCGCUCUGAAUAUAUUUAUGGAGAAAAUCAGUUUGGGCAAGAUGUUCAAAUCUUGCUCAAACUAUGGAGAAAUGGUUUCAGCUUAGAUGAUGGAGAGCUGAGAUCUUACACAGAUCCAGUAAAUGCUGAGUUCCUUGAGUCCGUUAAAAGAGGAGAGAUUCCUGCUGAACUUCAGAGACUGGUUCAUGGAGGCCAAGUUAAUUUGGAUAUGGAAGAUCACCAGGAACAGGAAUACAUAAGGCCUAGACUGAAAUUCAAAGCUUUCAGUGGAGAAGGACAGAAGCUUGGAAGCCUUACUCCUGAGAUCGUCAGUACACCUUCUUCUCCAGAAGAAGAGGAGAAAUCCUUUCUUGAUGCUGCUCUUUUGGUAGAUGACUCUGUGCCAACAACUAAAAUUCAAGUAAGGCUAGCAGAUGGAAGUCGUUUAAUACAAAGAUUUAAUCAAACACACAGGAUCGUAGAUAUUCGAAACUUUAUUAUCCAGUCUCGCCCUUGGUUUGCUAACACUGACUUUGUUCUUCUGACUACAUUUCCACAUAAAGAGCUUACAGAUGAAAGCUUGACACUACAAGAAUCAAAUAUACUGAACACUGUGAUUCUUCAGCAGCUAAAGUAAACCUUCAGCCUAUCAGUAAAUCUUCAGCCUAUGGCUUCAGUGAAUCGAUAGUGUUCUCUCUUGUUCUACAACAAUGCUUCCGAGAGAGAGAGAGAGAGAGAGAAGAAAAAACAGAAAGAAACCAAGUUUUUGGCUUAAAGAAGUCCAUUGAUUUUUAAUCCUCCUCUGUCUUCCAGUGAUAAUUGUCUUAAAUAGAAUUCAGAAAGAUUUGUUAAUGAAUGUGAAUUGAUUUUGUAUAUUUAUAAAACUAAACAGUGAGAAUUAGUGUUCUACCUUUAUUUGUGGGUAGGGAUGGGGAAAGAAUUACUGUAAUCAGGCAUUUUAGAAGGGUGCAAAAGCCAUUUUUGGAUACAGAAGGAUUCUUUUCCAACUGACUUUUAAGACUUGAACUAUGGAAGAAUUCAUGCUGCAGCAGCUAACACAUUAAGAAAUUCAAUGUGUUUAAGAUACAUUUGUGCCCCAUUGUGAGACUUGGAAGUACUCUGUGUAUAGGUUGAUAACUUCCAUGUAUCUAGCAUAAUUUUAACACAUUUCUGUAAUGUACUUGUAAAAUAUUUGGGUUAUUCUAUAAUUGUCUUUUAAUCUCAACUGUAAUAACAGUACUUUAAAUGAGAAAGAUUGUUAUACAGAGCUUAUCCUAUUUGUAUAGUCAUUUUUUGUCUUUUUUACAGAAGAGAAAAAGAUAGUAGAGUAACAGUUUUUAAAAGAAAAAAUUCAGGCUUGAGUCAGAAAUUUGAGAUUGUAUUAAAAUACACAUAAUUUGGGGCUAGUGAAUAUGGCAAUUCAACCUGUCAGAUCCAACUGUUCCGCAUGGAUACUCCAGUGUGUAUUUUGACUUUUUUUUUCCCUGUAGAGAUAGUCAAUUUAUAUACAUGUUAACCAAAAUCCAUUGUAUUAGCAUAGGAAAUCAGUGUGUUAAUGAAAUCCAAUUAGUUUUUCUAAUUGUGCAGAUAAUAUCAAAUUUGUUCUUAUGGUUCAUAGGCAUGCUGCAACUUGCACAUCCAGUUCUUGGAUUUCCCUUUUAGACAUAGUCUAGAACUUGGUAUCCAAAUACAUUGUUUGCACUAACAUAUUGGCACUGCAUGGACCUUGAAAGGAAUUGUCUUGGAAUUCCUUUAAAGUUCCAUCUAGAAAUGCACUAACUUCCUUGUCAGCGGCAACUGCUCCUUGUGGGAAUGUUUGUGGCUUCUUAAAAUCAGAAUCUAAUGUGAUGAAAAGAAACAAGAGAUAAGAAAUGCUUGGAAAAGAAGUGUCAAGAGGAGCUGCUGGUGAUGUCAAAUAGUGGCUGGCUGUUAAUGGCAACUAGAAUUUGAUGCCUGCAUGUUCAUACAGAUACCACAGUAUUCUUAGCAGCCACCUCUAUAUACAAAUGUUAUGUCCUGAAGUUUGACAGUGUACGAUGAUAUGCUGCUGUCUCUGCUUAACCGUGUGUAUAUAAUUUGCACCUAAACGUCUGAUCACGGUACGUGUGUAUUUGGCCAGUGUGUUGAUUACAGUGUACUAUAAAGACAGUUGAUCAACGUAUCUUUUCCUUUAAGUGUGCGAAGAGUUGCCUAUUCUGAAAAAGAUACUGAAAAAGAUAGAAUUUGAAAAGGCUUGCUUAAGUUUUGUAACUCAAACUAUAAUGGUAAAAAAAACCCUUUUUCAGUAGUUUGCCAUUGCAUCUUCAGAAUGAAAGUGUGGAAAGAAAAUAUGUUCAGAAGGAAGUGGGUCUACCUUUAGAAUAUGGGGAACACUCUUGGUUGUAUGUUUUUUAAAUAAUAAUUUUUGAAUGUGGCAAUUCUUCAGGUCAGUAUAAUUUAUUUUAAAUUCUUGCUUUGAAGUUGACAUGCAUCUCUAGUUUCAAAGAUAUAAACAUUGUUUUUUAUUCUUUGAAAAUACUACUUUGAACUCAAAGGAGAUUUUCUGAAUCUAGUAUCUGCAUGAUUUAACCAGUCACAAAUUCCCAUUGUGUGUUAAUCAAUAAAGAACAUGUUUUAAUUCUA
Messenger RNA from Sceloporus undulatus (fence lizard), 3357 nucleotides. RefSeq names its product UBX domain protein 2B (gene UBXN2B). The record is from RefSeq and is a predicted model, not a curated record. The coding region runs from base 236 to 1372 and encodes 378 amino acids. Lineage: Eukaryota; Metazoa; Chordata; Lepidosauria; Squamata; Phrynosomatidae. Gene Ontology annotation, cellular component: cytosol; nucleus. Gene Ontology annotation, molecular function: ubiquitin binding. The transcript is spliced from 9 exons. Gene Ontology annotation, biological process: autophagosome assembly; nuclear membrane reassembly; Golgi organization.